CCCUGCUAAUAAAAUUUAAAACCACCUCUCCCUCUCACUCUCUUUCCCUCUCUCACCUCCUUUAUUGCCUAGCUUAAAGAAACCCAAGCAGAUCUAAUAAAACCAGUGACCAGAACCACCUCCAUUCUCUCCCCCACUGAAGCCGGAGAGCAGAGGAAAACAAGAAAGAAAGAAAGAAAGUGACAGCGAGCACUGUUCUUCCUGAAGGCAAAAGAGAGGUAGGUACUAAGUUCCACCAUUCCUUGUAAUGUGAAGACACUGCCCCAAAGAUGCCUCUCUUCCCACUUGAAGCUUCUCAGAUUCCUUUGGCUUUUCCUUAGCCUUAUAUUCUCCUCUGUUCAACCUCUAAACCUCCAUUUCUCAGCUCAGUCCCCUGCAUCCAAAUCCCAAAAACCCAUGUCACACUGAAAAAAGUUCACCAAAACCACCACAAAAAAUGGUCCCUCUUCUUCUCCUCUUACUGUUCUCCCUUCUAUGUUCUUGUACUAGCACUAUCCACCAUGAUGCCUCAGUCCUGGCUUCUGUUAGAAAAAGCUUCCAUUCCACCAGCCCAGAAUUGAACACUUGGAACACUUCCAAUCUUGCCUCAGCCUGCACAUGGUUCGGAGUGCGGUGCGAGCGAGGCCGAGUCGUGGCCAUCGAUCUCUCCAACCUGAACAUAUCGGGCUCCAUUUCGCUCGAAAUCUCCGGCCUGGAAUCCCUUGUCAACCUCUCCCUUGCUGACAAUGAGCUUGAGGGGGAGAUCGAAGUGUCAAAUUUGCCAAGCCUUCGCUACCUUAACAUUUCUAUCAACCAGUUCAGCGGUUGGCUGGACUGGGACUACUGGAGCCUACCAAACUUGGAGGUGUUUGAUGCCUAUGACAACAACUUCACAGCACCAUUACCUCCCGGAGUUGCAAAUUUGAAGAGAAUCAAGUAUCUAGACCUCGGCGGUAACUUCUUCUAUGGAAGUAUCCCUCCAAGCUAUGGGAGCUUGCUCGAAUUGGAGUACCUUUCUCUCAAUGGCAAUGACCUCAGAGGGAGAAUUCCAGGUGAGUUAGGCAACCUCACAAGCUUGAAGCAGCUCUACUUGGGCUUCUACAAUGUAUUCGAAGGCGGCAUACCGACCGAGCUUGGGAAGCUGAUCAACUUAGUCCACCUCGAGCUCUCGAGCUGCAGCCUCGACGGCGAAAUCCCACAUCAACUUGGCAAUUUGAUCUCCCUUGACACGCUCUUCAUCCACACCAAUUUGUUAUCCGGGCCGAUCCCGGCGUCGCUCGGGAACCUCACAGGGCUGGCCCAGCUCGACCUCUCCAACAACGCCCUCACCGGAGAGAUACCCCACGAGCUCGCCUCGCUCAGUGGACUGAGCCUUCUGAACCUGUUCAUGAACAGACUGCAUGGCUCGAUUCCAGAGUUCGUCGCAGAGCUGCCGAAUUUGGACACUCUCCAACUCUUCAUGAACAACUUCACCGGCACCAUUCCGGAGAGGCUCGGCUCCAAUGGCCGGAUUCGGGUACUCGACCUUUCGUCGAACAAGCUCACCGGUACCAUUCCUGAUAAACUCUGCCCCUCGAACCAGCUCAAAGUCCUCAUUCUGCUGAAAAAUUUCUUGUUUGGUACGAUCCCAGAGAGCUUAGGCAAGUGUUCGAGCCUGACCAGAGUGAGACUAGCCCAGAAUUAUCUCAAUGGCACCAUUCCCUCAGGCUUCCUUUACUUGCCCCAGCUCAACCUACUAGAGCUCCAAAACAACUACCUCUCUGGUCCAAUCUCAGAGAAUUCCAACUCCACCCAUGGCCCAACGCAAUUGGCUCAGCUCAAUCUGUCAAACAACUUGCUCUCAGGACCCAUCCCACACUCCAUUUCAAACCUCUCUUCCCUCCAAGCUCUGCAACUAAAUGACAAUCGAUUUAGUGGCCUGAUUCCUAGUUCCAUCGGUGAACUCCGGCAGCUUGUGAAGCUCGAUCUCAGCCAGAAUGCUCUCUCCGGCCAAAUUCCACCGGAGAUCGGUAGUUGCACUCAAUUAACCUAUCUUGACCUUAGCCAAAACAACCUCUCCGGUCCAAUUCCACCAAAGAUCACCGGAAUUGGGAUAUUGAACUACCUGAACUUAUCAAGGAACCACCUCAAUGGCACAAUACCGAGGUCAAUCGGUGUGAUGAGAAGCCUCACGGUGGUCGAUUUCUCCUUCAACGACUUGUUUGGUAGGCUACCGGACGCCGGUCAGCUGGCCUACUUCAAUGCUUCUUCCUUUGCAGGCAACCCCCGGCUAUGUGGGCCGGUCCUCAACAACCCAUGCAAUUACACGACCGGCCCGGUCCAGUCCCGGCGCAUCCCGGGGGAUUUCAAGCUCGUGUUUGCACUGGGCCUUCUCCUAUGCUCCUUGGUCUUCGCGGCGGCCGCAAUCGUGCGGGCACGGUCGAACCGCCGCGCGUCCGACGGCGACACGUGGAGGCUGACGGCGUUCGGUCGGGCGGACUUCGGGGUGUCGGACGUUUUGGAGUGCAUGAAGGAUGCAAAUGUAAUCGGGCGUGGCGGGGCCGGUGUGGUGUACCUCGGGCACACCAGAACCGGCGAACAGAUCGCCGUUAAGAGGUUGAUGGGGUUCGGAUCCAGCGGCCAUGAUCACGGGUUCAGGGCUGAGAUCAGGACGCUGGGGAGCAUCAGACAUCGGAACAUCGUACGGCUUAUAGCCUUCUGUUCCAAUAGAGACACCAAUGUUUUGGUGUACGAGCACAUGAGCAACGGGAGCUUGGGGGAGGUGUUGCACGGGAAGGGAGGGGGGUUCUUGGGGUGGGACCGCAGGUACAGGAUAGCAGUGGAGGCUGCCAGGGGUCUAUGUUAUCUGCACCAUGAUUGUAGCCCUAUGAUAGUACACCGGGACGUGAAAAGCAAUAACAUCUUGCUAGGUGCGAAUUUCGAAGCACACGUUGCGGAUUUUGGGCUGGCCAAGUUCUUGCAGGAUGGGGGUGCGUCCGAGUGCAUGUCCGCCGUUGCUGGAUCCUACGGCUAUAUUGCUCCCGAAUAUGCUUAUACUCUUAAGGUAGAUGAGAAAAGUGAUGUGUACAGCUUUGGAGUGGUUCUUUUGGAGCUUAUCACUGGACGACGUCCAGUUGGAGAAUUUGGCAAUGGGGUGGACAUAGUACAGUGGGCCAAGAGGAUCACUAAUUGUAACAGAGAUAAUGUUGCUACAAUCAUAGACUCAAGGCUAAGCACAGUGCCUAUAAACGAGGUGAUGCAUGUCUUCUUUGUUGCAAUGCUAUGUGUCCAAGAAAAUAGUGUUGAAAGACCAACAAUGAGGGAAGUGGUCCAGAUGUUAUCUGAAUUUUCUUAUCAUGUCGUAGAAGAUCAAUCUCCUUCCUCCUCGGCUCCUCCUAGAAAAGAAGACAGCCCCAACAAGGAGACCAAUUGUUACAAGCUCUUUCCAGAUCUCUUAACCUGAUGACUAUGGGUUGUCACACUGUGGAUAUUACUUACACCAAUGAUGCUGAAUUUGGAGUUUAUAAUAUAGCCUUGUAGUUCACCCCCAAGUUAUUUCCUCUUUGUAUGUCUAAGGUUUGAAUGGAAGUUGUUGGGUAGGAAGAAUGGUAAGAGUAACAUAGAUUCUUUUCUUUUUGAGAAGUGUAUAGGGUCAUGUUCUUUAAUCUAGUGUUGCAUGGCUAAUGUUGUCAUGCGGCUCUAUGUGGUCCAUGUAUUAUAGUUCUCCAUCAUGGCAUUUUGCUUUUGCAA
Messenger RNA from Elaeis guineensis (African oil palm), 3708 nucleotides. RefSeq lists its product as uncharacterized. Lineage: Eukaryota; Viridiplantae; Streptophyta; Magnoliopsida; Arecales; Arecaceae. Gene Ontology annotation, molecular function: protein kinase activity; ATP binding; receptor serine/threonine kinase binding. Gene Ontology annotation, biological process: protein phosphorylation. The record is from RefSeq and is a predicted model, not a curated record.